Molecule: messenger RNA, 4661 nt
Organism: Hemibagrus wyckioides
Lineage: Eukaryota; Metazoa; Chordata; Actinopteri; Siluriformes; Bagridae
Gene: e2f2
Product: E2F transcription factor 2
Exons: 7
Coding region: 534-1853 (439 amino acids)
Biological process (GO): regulation of transcription by RNA polymerase II
Cellular component (GO): RNA polymerase II transcription regulator complex
Molecular function (GO): DNA-binding transcription factor activity, RNA polymerase II-specific; RNA polymerase II cis-regulatory region sequence-specific DNA binding; protein dimerization activity
Source: RefSeq, a predicted model, not a curated record
CUGUCGUUCCGGCUUGGUGUCAAAGAGGGAGCAGUGUCGCCGCUGCUGGAGUCCGGAGCUCAGCUCUACUGAAUCCACAUCGGAGGAAAAACAACAAAAAAAACAAAACAAAACAAGCAAACAAGGCGAUAUUUAGAGACUUCUUCGCGUUUUAGUGAAACUCAGCUGAAUUUAAAGGUGCAUAAGAGAGACUGAACAGUUUGAAUGAAAGGUGCAUUUUUAAUGAAUCUCAGAUAAUAAGCUGAAAUCCUCUGCUGCUGCUGCUGCUGCUGCUGGAACAAAGGACACCGGACUCAAAGACGUUUAGUAUGCCGAAAAAAUACUGAUCGCAUAUUUAUAAAUUCCUAGCUUUCUCAAUUAGAUCUGUUCAUUUUUAUAUAUAAAAAAAUACUUUAAACUGAAAUCGAUUUAUCCUAAUAACUGCUGAAUCAUUGACUUGAUUGACUCGGAACCGCAAAUCAAACACACACACACACUUUUAUUUCCGCUUGCUGAAAUUUUGCUGUAGUUUUAGUCGGUACUCGGUGUGCACGAUGAUCCGGACCCCCAGACGCGUGUCUCCGGCCUCAGCUCGGGCUCCUGUGGCUCUGUCCUGCCCGCAGAAGAAACUCCUGUCCGGGGUCAGGGCAGAUUUGCUGAGCUCGGGUCUCGCGAGUCCUCCCAUGAGCUCGGUACCGCUCGGCUACUUCACACAGCUCGGAAACACACCGGCGACCGAGCGGAGAACCGCGGACUGUCUGUACGCCACUCCGCACGGAGCACGAGCUCAGAAUGGCCGCCAGCCCGCUACCCGACUCCCGGCGAAGAGACGGCUGGAUUUGGAGGAUCCGCUCUAUCUCCCAGAUUUCCGCACACCCAAAGGAAAGGGGAACACGCCCUUGGCAAGGCUCUCCAGCCCAAGGACCCCCAAGUCUCCGGGCGAGCGAACACGCUAUGACACCUCGCUCGGUCUGCUCACCAAAAAGUUUGUGGGGCUGCUGAGCGAGUCGGCAGACGGCGUUCUGGACCUGAACUGGGCCACUGAAGUGCUGGAGGUGCAGAAGAGGAGGAUCUACGACAUCACCAACGUGCUGGAGGGAGUUCAGCUCAUCCGCAAGAAAUCCAAAAACCACAUUCAGUGGCUGGUGACCGGAGUGUUUGAGGGUUCGGCGAGUGCUUCGGAGCGGAUGAACGUUCUGCAGAGAGAACUGGCCGAGUUGGACAGGAAGGAGAACGCUCUAGAUGACCUCAUCCAGUCCAGCACCAAUCAGCUGCGAGAGCUCACUGAAAACAAAGACAACCAACGGUAUGGAUAUGUGACAUAUCAGGACAUUCGGUCCAUUUCGAGCCUGCAGAAGCAGACUGUGAUUGCGGUCAAAGCUCCUUCUGAGACCAAGCUGGAGGUACCAGAGGUAUCUGAGGAGGGGUCUAUGCAGAUCUACCUGAAGAGUAAGAACGGUGCUAUCGAGGUGUAUCUGUGUCCAGAGGAGGUGCUAGAGGAUGAAAGUCCAGUAAAAGGUGGCUCUGCCAGGAAGGACCACUCAUACGGCAUCCCACAAACGACUCACUGCAACACACCGUCUCAUCCAAACACACCUAAACAGCAGCACAGCCAAGAAGCUACACCACCUAAAUCCCAGGAUAACAGUAGCACCUCCACCCUAAUGGAUGUAGAGGGCAUUCUUGGGCUUCCCCCCAGCCUGCUACAGAUGACUGAAGAUCAGCUCCCAGGCACAGCCUUGACCUCUGACCCCUCCUUCGUCUGUUUCUCACCCCCUCUCGACCACGAGGACUACCUCUGGGGGCUGGAGAACGGAGAGGGGGUCUCUGACUUUUUCGAUAACUACGAUCUGGGGGAUCUACUCCAGAGCUGAAGACAUGUGCUUCAGUGUGUGUGUGUGUGUGUGUGAAAUGGUACAGUCCUGAUGUGUGACACGCUCUAUGUAAAAUGGGACGGUCCUAGUUCUUGUUUUAAGAUAGGUACUACUCUUUUUUUAUUUUUAUUUUCUAGUUGCAGUUUUGUUAGAAAAUGUGAAGAACCAAGGAAAGAGUCAUGAGCCAUUUUACAUUAAGAGCUUUGCUUUUUUUAUUCGUAUAUGUGACAAUAUCUAUCUAAAAAAAACCUCAGAAAUAUCUCCAUACUCGUGCUGAUACUCAAAUCACAGAGCGCCCCCUAGAGGAGCUACACGGCCCUGGCUUUUACAUUAGAAGAAUGUAAAACUUCUCAGAUAAGCAACAGGAUAUCUCCAGGCUUUUAUGACAAAAUCUGAAUAUUUAAAUGAAAUUACUCCUUAUCUUUCCCAAUCCUUCUUCUUCUUCUGCUUCUUCUUCACAUUGCUCUAAAACACACAACUGAACCUCAAAAGUGCCUAGAAAUGCACAAAUUCGCUGUGUUAGAGCAGGAAAAAAAAAGACUAAAAUGUGUAUGGGAAGAGGAAUAAAACAGGAGGAAUGGGUUGAAUUACUCUAGAAAGCCAUCGCUUAAUUUGUUAUAGCCAUAGUUAAUGAGCUAGCUAGCUAAUAGAUAUUUUCUGAUAAAGAAAAGAUAUUUUUCUACCUUGUAAUGUAGCCAAAAACAGACACUGUAGGAAUUUUUUUUUCUUUUGACAGUGUUUUCCUGUAGAGGAUUUCAACAUGCAUUUAUUGUUUUUCGAUUUGAAGCUGAAACUCAGGAAUUUUUUUAUUUUUACUGUCUUAAGAUGUCCAAAGCUAAGCAUUUGUACGGUUGUUUAUAAUUAUUAUUAUUAUUAUUAUUAUUAUUAUUUGUUUUUUUUUUAAAUUGUAUUAUUAUCAUUUUGCCACUAGAGGGCAGUAGUAAGCCAGAGUCACUCUGUCCUUCAUGUACUUCAGAUUGGUGCUCAUUAUGUGUGUUAUCCAGAAAAAAGGGGUCUAAACUAUACAUUUCCUCGUCACUGGGGUGCUGAUUUUAUCUACCGGACCUUUAAUACGUGCUUUUUCACGUGUGGCUUAAAAGUAGAAUAGAUUAGAUAUUUGGACAGUACUUUCUAUGCUUUAACUAGACAGCUGCUUGCUAGGUGGAAAAAUAUGAACUAAAGGUAUUUUACAAACCGUAAAAUGUAGCAGUCCAAUGACAAAGGAAUGGUACCAGUACCGCUUUUUUCUAUCCUCCACAGAACCAGUAUUUCAUCACAACCUAAUGAGACAAAUCUCACAAUCGUGCCUGUGAAGUCCAGAUCUAGCCCAGAGCUUACGCCAUGUACAAUAAUCCAAGCUAGCUCUCCAAGCGCUGUUCUCGCCUACCUCUCAGGUCCGACCUCGAAACAAGGUGACGUGAGCGCGUUACCGCUUCAACGCAAAGGAUACACAACGUUCCGGCAGCUAAGAGUUCAUCGAAGUGAUCCUAUUGGGCGGGGUUUUCUUUCCCUCUUUCUAUUUUUUAUUUCUGAUCGUUUUCUAUUAUUCAUCUUUUAUACAUAAAUGAGAAAUCGGAUCGGUUUUAACGGCUUGCGACGGGGAAAAAAUGGCUACUUAUUAUUGCAGUCAAUGAGCUGAGAUUACAUUUCUAGGCCAAAAUCCUACAUCACACAUAAUUCAAGUCACAUUGUUGGCGAUUGUGCAUAAUGAAAUAAGACGUUUUUUAAACCUAAAUCACUCGAGGAUGUCUGAUGGAUAUUUGUUUGAGUGAUGACUAUAGAUUUCAGCGUAUGUAUAGAUUAUAUACCUUUUAUAAAAACACCCCCAUCUUUUAUUUCACACUGAUUUUGACAGUGUGCACCGAUUCUGGCUUGAUUGUGUCCAACAUCCAACAUUCUGGGCGGAUGGAUCAUUCUGGCUGAUCUUUUUCUCCGAAUUAUUCCUUUAAAAAACGAUCCGUUUGGAAUUGAAUGAUCUCUCUCUUAAUAACAAGAGAACAAAGACGAUGUUGUGUCUUAUUUUUUGUUGACGUCGAAUUCUUGCCCCACCUGUCCUAAAGGCAGAACCAGAACUAGUCUAGUGUGUGUGUGUGUGUGUGUGUGUGAGGUUGAGCCAAGUCAUGGCUCAUUUUUAAACAUGUGUGAUUCAGCCUCGUCUCUUGCCGUGUUUUUUAACACUGUUUUUUGGUUUUCUUUUUUAAAACAAGGAGACGAUCUGUGACUCAUUUGAGUCUGAAAUUGCUUAGUUUGAUUUAUUACGGCUGUCAUGAGUGUGAUCUUAAGCUUUAUUUUUAAAACGAAUUCAACCUAAGACGGUCGAGGUGAUUAAUAUUUCAAUAAUGCAUUUUUUCCCCAUCCCUUUUGAAAUGGAUUCUCCAGGGAUAAACCCCUAACCUAAGACUUGCCAGUGUGUGUGAAUGUUACAAGAUGCUUUUAUUCCCCAGGGUUCCUCGUUUACUCGUCCCUCGUUUAUGCGUGGGGCUAACGUCCUGUCCUAACAAACUUGAAAAUUGUGUGCUUUUGAGCAUGUGUGUGUGUGUGUGUGUUUGUUUUCAUAAAGAGGUAUUAGGUAAUGAGUUUGUUUGUAGUGCAAAUUGUUUAGUUCGAAUUUCUUAGCAUUCUUUGUAAAAUGCAUUAUAUUUGCCAUGAGUCGAAGAAACGCUGAUUUUGUAUUUAUAUUGUAUAAUUUGACCGAAUUGAUUCUUAGUGUAAUGUGUAAAUAAGCAUUUGUUUCAAAAGAAAGCAGGGAGCACUUAAUGUUUCAUGGUGUUUUGUUUUUGUUAAAUAAAUAAAACCCUGGUGUUAUGA